This is a messenger RNA of Fusarium mangiferae, 4215 nucleotides long. RefSeq lists its product as uncharacterized. The transcript has 3 exons. NCBI's taxonomy places the organism in Eukaryota, Fungi, Ascomycota, Sordariomycetes, Hypocreales, Nectriaceae. Gene Ontology annotation, molecular function: protein binding; ATP hydrolysis activity. The record is from RefSeq and is a predicted model, not a curated record. The coding region runs from base 1 to 4215 and encodes 1404 amino acids.
AUGAGUACCUCAGUAUGCCUAUGGGAAAUAGCCCGUGAGAAUGUUCCAAAAGAUGUGAAAGUUUGGCUAGUCUCUCUCGAACAAGGCAUACAGCCCAACGCGACCGGGACUGAACAGAUCGAUGCGCUCAUUGAACAGACAUCUAAAAAGCAGAAAGAACUUGAAAAGUUCAAUCACAAGUUCAGGAGGUAUUUUGAUAAAAUCAUUCACUGGUUGGAUAAGUUCAAAGGAAUUGGUGAUGUCGUCUCUUCAUUUGAUCCCGUUCAUGCAGCCCUUCCAUGGGCCGCUUUCCGAUUCAUAUUGCAGGCUAUAUUGGCUGAACGAGAACAGGCAGAUAGCGUUCUUGACCUUCUCGCCUUAACCCCGCACUUCAUUUUCUCUGGCCGUGUUCUGGAAAUGGUGUACACAAAAGAGUCCAUGCACAUCGGGACAACUCAAGAUGAGACCAAACUCAGCCAACAGUGUCUUGAUAACUUGCAUAAGGAAUUGAUAAAGCUUUACUCGGAGCUACUAUGUGCCCUUCAGUAUUGCUAUGUGAUCUCGAACCAACACAAGGCCAAACGCAAAGCAACAGCCCUGUUCAAUUCAUCCGAGGUGACGAACAUCCAUAAGGAUCUGGAAGUACAGCACAAAAAGGUCCUGAAAUGCGGAGAAGAUUGCCACAAAUUCCUGAGUCACACUUUAUCGCGCAAAUCUCUCGACUUGUUGCAGAAGAUCCAGCCAACGCUCACCGAACUAGGUCAUCGAGUACAAGAACUCCUAGUUCGCAUCGAUGAGUCCGAACGACGCAAGACCCUUGAAGAUAUCUCUGCUAUCCUGUUUCAAGCUCAUCAUGAGGAAGUCAGUGGCAAGAGGACGGCGGGUACUUGCGAAUGGAUAUUGAAAAAAGAGAAAUUCAUUCAAUGGGAGGAAAGCCUUUCAUCAGUGACCAUUCUUUAUGGAAAUCCUGGCGCUGGCAAGACGUUUCUCAUCUCAAGAGUAGUCGACUAUUCCAUCGGGAAGGCUGAGCCAAGCGAGGCACUGGCUUUUUGUUAUUGCAAAAGGGACGAGGAGAAUCGACGGAAUCCUCGGGAUAUUCUCCGCAGCAUUCUUCGUCAGCUAGCCACGCCAAUCAGGGAAACCGGUGGCGGAAUGAUCCACAUGGCUCUCAAAGAUCUACCUAACACACUUGCACUCAACGGUACGAGCCUCGAUGUGUCAACCUGCGAGUCCUGGAUACAGAAGCUCAUCGAAGAUUAUUCCAAAACUACAAUUAUUGUUGAUGCGCUUGAUGAGUGUGACAGAAUCACUCGAGAGGAGCUUAUAAGGGUUCUCAGUAACCUGACGAAUGGGAGCGCAAAGCUUCGCGUUUUUAUCUCCAGCAGGCCUGAUGAGGACAUUCUGCGUCACUUCAAAGAAACACCCGUCAUGGAAAUGCAGGCAACAGAUAAUGAAGAAGACAUCUCAUCUUUUGUAGAGGAAACGUUGUUCCGAGACACUCGUUGGGGUGGCAUGAGUCCCGAGUUCCAGCAAAAAGUCAAAUCGGUGUUUCAUGAGAAAAGCCAAGGAAUGUUCCAAUGGGCAGCACUACAGGUUGAUCAGGUCCGUCGACUGAAACUCUGGAGCGAAAGGAGUAUCAGGGAACAACUCAAGACCUCACCCAUCGGACUCAAGGGCGCGUAUGAUGUGGUCUGGAAUCAGAUCCAAGAGAUGUCCCCGUAUGAAGAGCAACUUGCCAGGCGUGCGUUGCAAUGGGCUCUGUGUGCAUUCAGACCAUUAGAGACUUCCGAACUCUUGCUAAUGAUGCAGAUCGACCCCGACUCUGGAACGAUAGAGGCUGAUACGGCUUUUACGCCGGAUACUAUCCAGAGCAUCUGUGGAAACCUGCUUGUCUACGAUUUGCAGUCGAAUGUCUGGCGAUUCUCGCACUUAUCGGCGAGAGAAUACGUCGAGAGGUAUCAUUACAGCAUGCUUGAUUCGCAUCACCACGUUGCCAUCUGUUCAAUCAAGUUCCUCGAAAGAGACUUAAAAAGAGACUUUGGUCGCGAGCCGCUAUUUUCGUGGCACGACGAGGAACCUCCUCUGUGGGUCAUUGCGCCAAGCAGAUCUCAUCCAGAUGGUUCUUGUGUUAAAUUCACUGUUCAGUGCCACUAUAUAAUUAAGUACGUAUUCAGGCAUGUCCAUGAACUGGAUUUACCUAAGUACAGAUACUCUGAACUCUCCAACCUUUUAAGGAACCUCUUCGAACCUGUUUCCCAAGGUAGCUCGGCAUUCAAGGCUUGGAAGCGUCUCUUACUUGCAACCGAGAGAUUCGGAUAUCGCGCAGCAGAAAGAACCGCAGGGCGCAGAUUUCCUUUGCAAACAUCAUCAUCACCUCUUCAGGUGAUGUCCAUCUACGGAAUCUUUCAUAUUCUGAGAGACCAGUGGGAGACGGCUGGGGGAGAACUCGAAGUUUGCCGUAUGUUGACAGCGUCUCCUCUUACACUAGCCAUUAUGCAUGAGCAUGAAUCUAUCUGGAAAUUUCUAUUGUUCGCAAAUGUAGAGGUUAAUAGGGGAGCCCCGGGACCUCUCAUAGCAGCAAUAGAACGCGACAACAUGGAAGCUUUUGAGGCUUUACUCGAAGCUGGGGCAGAUGUGAACGAUGUGCACCGCCUUUUUGGGGAUAUCACGGGUCAAGAAAAUCCUAAUACAGUAAAGGCACAUAGCCCAUUGAUAGCUGCGUUGUGGCAUUCAAGAAAACAGCGUCGAAGAUACUUCAUACAGAGACUUCUUGAUGAAGGUGCAGACGUCAAUCUUUGGACACCACUCAAGCCUACUUUGCAGCUCGCUAUCGAGUAUGCCGAUGAAGAAACUGUUAGAGUUCUUCUCGGUGCAAACACAGAGAUGGAUGAUCCAGACCACCUCCUUCGUCUGGCGGUUCGGAACAAGAAAUUCAACCUGGUUCCAUUAUUCGUUGAGCUUGGCGCUAACAUAGAAGAGCCUUAUGAAGGAGCUUUGCCAUUAGUAUGGGCAUUGAGAGACGGGAAUCUACCGGUUGUUCGAUCUUUGUUGGAGAUGUCAGACACAUCGAUUGACCUAUCUUGUCCGGAUCAUAUGGAAGCAAUUUUCUCAGCCAUGUGGAAGGAGUUCGGCGGAGUAAGGAAGUCCCAUUAUUUCUUUGAAUCUAACCCUCAUAUUCCUUGGAUGGCCUGUCGGAAAUAUACCCUACGAAGGGCCUUAAGCUCGUGUCUCAAGUAUGAUUAUGAACUCCAUGGUCUGGGCUUCAGUGGAUCUGAUUUCGCGUUUCAGUGUAUCGAAGGAACAGCACACCGUCAGCUAUGCUUGAUCGAUACUUUACUCAACGCUGGUCCAGACCCAUCCGUCAGUGUUACUUUCGGCUCUGGAAGCACAUUAGCUGCAGCUGCGUUUCAUGGUAGAUUGCACCACGCUCGUGCUCUUCUGGAUCAGGAGACGCUUGAGGUCGAACAAGAACAAAGAGCUCUCUUUCGAAUUGCUUUGUUCGCUAUGAUGAGCGGACACCUAGGUAUCGUAUCUCAAAAAUCUCCCGAUACGCAGAGAAAGCCUUUUGGUAGCGAAUGCCUUUGUCCAAAAUAUCUCAAGGUUCUUCUAUGCCUGUUUGAGGGGGAUUUGAGCGCUUACAUGCCAAUCUAUGACUUCUUAGAUCCGUUGAUCCCUCUCGUAUAUAUCAAUGGAGAGGGAUAUGAGAUCAGCAAUUGUUGUCGCUUAUACGCGGAAGGCUACUUCGGAUGCUUGACUCGGCUUUGGUUUUCUAUCAUGUGGGAUCUACAAAACAGCACAUCGCCACAACUCCCUCUUCGCUCGCAACUUCGACGAUGGCGAUUUCCUGGAACAUUGCCGCCUACGGUUACUAUCGUCGCAAGACUGACGGCACUUUCCAGCGCUCGGCCAAAUUACUUGAUCAAGUUUUCCCUUCACGGCCAUUAUUCUCAGCUCAUUAUUGCUCGAGUACCCAUGAAGGUCCGCAGGUCAUUGAACCAUAUAUCAGACGACAAGAGAUGGAAAAGAUACAAGCCUGAGAGUUUUGGGGUCAUAGGAUACCCAGAUCAUGAUUUAGGAGUUGAAGCAUCGAAUACUGAAGUUGCGAUUGCACCUCGCAAGUUUGAGGUCUAUCAGGACUCACUUCACGGCAACAGUAUUGUUUGGAUUUUCCUUGCGUUGAUUAUUGGAUUGUUUUCUUAUUUUUUUGCUCUACCUCUGUCAAUACGGGAGACUUAG